Messenger RNA from Dioszegia hungarica, 1362 nucleotides. Its product is annotated as enolase C-terminal domain-like protein. Gene Ontology annotation, molecular function: magnesium ion binding; hydro-lyase activity. Gene Ontology annotation, biological process: amino acid catabolic process; carbohydrate catabolic process. The record is from RefSeq and is a predicted model, not a curated record. Lineage: Eukaryota; Fungi; Basidiomycota; Tremellomycetes; Tremellales; Bulleribasidiaceae. The transcript is spliced from 7 exons. The coding region runs from base 1 to 1362 and encodes 453 amino acids.
AUGUCUGAAAUCACCAUCACUGGCUUUACCAUCCGCGAUGUCCGCUUCCCGACAUCGCUCAGCAACAUCGGGAGCGACCCCAUGAAUUCGGCUGGGGAGAACGCGCUCGGUCACAUCACCUACCAUACCAACAAGGACCUUGUCGGAUCGGGCUUCUCCUUCUCCAACGGUCAAGGCAAUGAGGUUCUCUGCGCAGGUCUCAAAGCGCUUGCUCCUCGCUUUGUCGGACGUACCCUCGCCUCCAUCACCGAGAACUUCGCCAAGACCCACCGCAACCUCGUCUCGGGACAGAUCCGCUUCAUGUCUCCCGAACGAGGCGUCAUGCAGCUCGCGACUUGCGCCAUCCUCAACGCCCUCUGGGAUCUCUGGGCCAAGUCCGAGGGGAAGCCCCUCUGGCGCUUGGUUGUCGACAUGUCGCCCGAAGAGUUCGUCCGCUGCAUCGACUUCAGGUACAUCACCGACGAAAUCACCCCGGAGCAGGCGGUCAAGAUGCUGCAGGAGAAGGAGGCGGGGAAGAAGGAGAGGUUGCAGGCGGCGCUGGACAAUGAGGCUGUCCCCGGGUACAACACCUCUGUCGGAUGGUUGGGAUACUCGGACGAGCAAGUGACCGACCUGCUCAACAAGGCCAUCUCGGAAGGCUUCAAGCACUUCAAGCUCAAAGUCGGCCUGGGGCUCGAGGCGGAUCGCAGGAGGCUGGGUCUUGUGCGCAAGGUCGCCGGUCCGGACGCUGUCAUCAUGACCGAUGUCAACCAAGUCUGGGACGUCGACGAGGCGAUCGAGUACAUGCCCAAGCUCGCCGACCUUGACCUGCUGUUCAUCGAAGAGCCCACCUCGCCGGACGACAUCCUCGGUCACGCUCGCAUCCGCAAGGCGCUCAAGCCACACGGUAUGGGCGUGGCGACCGGCGAGCACGUCAACAACCGGGUCAUGUUCAAGCAGCUCCUCCAGGCCGAGGCUAUCGACGCGCUUCAGCUCGACGCGUGCAGGUUGUCCGGCAUGAACGAGAUCUUGAGUGUCCUACUGCUAGCGACCAAGUUUGGCGUUCCCAUCGUUCCGCACUCAGGUGGCGCUGGGAUGACUGAGCUCUGCGCGCAUAUCAGCACCAUCGACUACGUCUCUGUGUCUGGCAAGAAGAGUAUCCUCGAGUACACGGACCAUCUCCACGAGAUCUUCCUCGCCCCCGCUGGCAUGGGCAAGACUGGUUUCCACACCUCGCCCACCGUUCCUGGCUACUCGGCGGAUAUCAAGGAGGAGGUCUUUGCCGAGUUUGAGUGCCCAGGCGGGUCGUUCUGGAAAGGCGAGCAGGGGCAGAAGAUGCUCAACGACCCGUGGAGGGGUGUGGCUGGGGAGCAGACUAGCUAG